CCCAUUUGACCAUUUGAUGCCACGCCUGUCCAAGUGCUCGCGCCCAUUCUUCCGCCCUUCUCGCGUCGCGCCUCAAUGAACCGUCCCAGAUGAGUUGGAACUUGCUUGAGCGGUUCAUUGAAUCCGACCAUUUUAAUAGUGACCCGUCGCUGGCCGUGGCCUACCUGGCGCGGUACUCUGACCAUGUCGGCAUCCACUACGUGCUCUGCUCGAAGCUGCGCACGUUUGCGUACGAGGAGCUCGAGUUCUUCCUGCCGCAGCUAUGCCACCUCUUGAUCAGCAUCGACAAUGAGUCCAUGGCGCUGGAGGAGUUUAUCAUCGACCUGUGCGAGGAGUCGGUCAACGGCGCGCUUCUGACCUUCUGGCUGUUCCAGACGUACCUCCACGACCUGGCCGCCGCCCCGAACUCGAACGCCUUCAAGACGUGCCGGCGCAUCUACAACCGCGUGCAGCGCAUCGUCUUCGGCUCGGCCGAGCCCGCGCGCCGCGAGCGCAUCAAGGAGAAUGUGCUGCCCACGACGGUGCUGUCGAGCCUGGUGCUGGCCAGCAUUGCCGCGCCCUUUCUGCCCGCCCACGCCGGCCCGCUGGCCAUUGCGCAGGCGCGAAAGCCGCGGCCCGUUGAGGACAUGAUCUCCGACAACGUGCAGACGGGCAAGAUGGGCCGCAGCAACACCGUCGCCGGGGGCUCGCCGCGCCCGCGCCAGCGCAGGACCGACCAGGGGCACUCUGACCCCGAGGACGGCCGCGCAUCCAAGCCGCCGACGCCGCGUCUGCGAGACCCCAAGGACCUCCGACGCCAGGCUGCCCGCCCGCCGCACACCGCCCACGGCAUGUCCGCCCAGCACCGGCCCUCGCUGCUGAACAUCGACUCCGACGCCCGUCUGAGCUCGUCCUCCCUGCCCGACUUCCGCAACGCCAGGACGUCGUCCCCGCUGCCGACGCCGCCCGCUACCGCUGGCCUGGGACCGCAGGCAGACCGCACGUCUCGCAAGUACCUGGCGCAGCAGCCGCGGCCGCUCACACCGACAGCGCUGUCCCGCGCGCAGAGAGUGCGGCUGCUGCGAUCCAACUACUUCCGCAACGAGACACAGUUCCUGAGUGCCCUGGAGGACAUCUCCAGUCGUCUGGUAUCCGUGCCCAAGCCGGCACGCUUAAGCGCCCUGCGCGCCGAACUGGCUCUGAUAGCACAAGAUCUGCCAGCUGAGGUCGACAUUCCGCUACUUUCCCCGCCGACGUUGAAGGACGGGAUACCGUCCCAGAGCCAGCACCACCGCAUUGUGCGCAUCAACCCAGCAGAAGCUACCAGCUUGAACAGCGCAGAGAAAGUGCCGUACCUGCUCAUGGUUGAAGUGCUGAAGGAGGACUUUGACUUUGAUCCGGACUCAGAACAGAACCAGCAGCUAUUGGAGAAGCUAAUGAUGGAGAAAGGGACGUCAAGAAGGCGGUUGUUCGACAUCACCAACGCGGAGCGUCUGGCGCUUGAUAAGACAACGCCCAAUGGAACUGACAGUGUUUUCGAGCCUUCGAACGGCGACUUGGGCAGCACAACGCUGAUCAAGGAUAUCGCCGAAGACGACCUCGCGUCUGGCCUUGCACGAGUUGCGUUACCAGCAAGCACCAGCAAUGGCAAAUCCACAGCGCCCAGGUCAUCCAGUGGGGCGAACACGCUGGCCUCCAUGGCCACGCUAUCGACCCCACGGACAUCAGAUAUGGAGGUCAGUCGCUCGAGCAGCCCUGCUCCGUCGCGGAAAGCAACAAUACCUUUGAAUAAGAACCAGGGACCGGAUCAGCCGGACUUCACGGCCCUUGCGACCCAUAUGCGGACAGCGGCGCAGAUGCUGGCACAGUUGGAGGCGAGCGGCUCGAAAAGACCACGGACAGAAGUGGCAGCUAUCAAGGCGAAGAUUAUUGCAAGUAUGCAGACCUUGGAAGAGCAGAAUUUCAUGUCGGACGAUCAGGGGCCUACGUUCGAUACUAUUAUGGCAGAGUCUGAUCCUACGUCGAUUAUGGCCGAGCCCGAGGAGCUGGAAGAAGGUAUGGCAGUUGCCACAAAUUCUGGAGCCGGCGCAGCACGCAUGGAGAACGACCUCAAGACUGCUGGUAUGCGCCGCAAGGGUGAUCGCGACGACCCCUCAGCAGCAACCUUUGGCGAAGAGUGGAGUGCCAAACGUGAGCGUGUCCGCCGCUCCUCCCCCUACGGCUACAUGUCCAACUGGGAUCUUAUAUCCGUCAUUGUGAAGACAGGCGACGACCUCCGCCAGGAAGCUUUCGCGUGCCAGCUCAUCCAAGUCUGCACCAAGAUCUGGGAGGACGCCAAUAUCCCCGUCUGGACCAAACGCAUGCGCAUCCUCGUGACGGGCGAGUCCUGCGGCCUGAUCGAAACCAUCACCAACGGUGUCUCUCUGCACUCGCUCAAGCGCUCCCUAACCCUCGCCAGCAUCGCGGCCGGCACGAACCCUCGCAAACGCAUCUCUACCCUCAAAGACCACUGGCUGAAAACCUUCGGCGAGCCCGAAUCCGAGCCAUAUAUUGCGGGCGUCGGCUGCUUCACCCGCUCGCUGGCAGCCUAUAGCGUAAUCUCCUACGUCCUACAGCUCAAGGACCGCCACAAUGGAAACCUCCUCAUCGACAACAUGGGCCACAUCAUCCACAUCGACUUCGGCUUCAUGCUGUCCAACUCGCCUGGGUCGAUGGGCUUCGAAGCCGCGCCAUUCAAGCUGACACAAGACUACGUGGACGUGCUCGGCGGCAUCACAUCCCCGGCCUUCGAAGAGUUUAAGACGCUGUGCAAAAAAGCGUUCCAGGCGCUGCGGCGCGAGGCCGAGCGCCUCAUCAUGCUGGUCGACCUGAUGGGCAAGCAGAGCAAGAUGCCGUGUUUCGCGGCCGGCAGCGCGAGCGUGACGAACAGCUUGCGGGCGCGGCUGAUGCUGCAUCUGAGUAAAGAGGAGGCGGAGGCGUUUGUCGAGGAGCUGGUUGCGAAGAGCGUGGGCAGCUACUACACUAGACUUUACGAUACCUUCCAAUACCGCACGCAGGGCAUCUAUUAGCCACACCCCCUUUUCCACGAUUCCGUGGCAAGUGGCGACCUUGCAUUCUGCACGUGCCGCGGCUAUCUUGCAUUUGAGCCGCAGACACCGGUGUUGGACGAUAGAACUCGCAUUGCAUAGGCCUCGUGGCGAAUAAACUACUAUUACUCCCCCCCCUCUCUCUUCAUACUCCACCCCCAACAGUCUAAUUCGCAGUCGGCACCUCCCCAUGCGCAUCCGCAGCCUCCCUCUUCGCCUCGCCCUUGCGCGCCAGCCCGGGCGCAUGCAGCGCACCCCCGAUCUUCUGCAUCGCCUUGCCGAGCGCGGAAUCUGCGUUCGUCAGCCCUGUCAUCGUUCACACCCGUGCCCAGUUCAACCACUUCUAUCACGACUCCACCACAGCUACAGUGAGAGAUGAAGAGGUAAAGAGAAAAACAUACCAUGCCCCCCCUCCCCC
Molecule: messenger RNA, 3483 nt
Organism: Boeremia exigua
Lineage: Eukaryota; Fungi; Ascomycota; Dothideomycetes; Pleosporales; Didymellaceae
Product: phosphatidylinositol 4-kinase-like protein PIK1
Exons: 5
Coding region: 90-3047 (985 amino acids)
Biological process (GO): phosphatidylinositol phosphate biosynthetic process; phosphatidylinositol-mediated signaling
Cellular component (GO): membrane; cytoplasm
Molecular function (GO): 1-phosphatidylinositol 4-kinase activity
Source: RefSeq, a predicted model, not a curated record